Messenger RNA from Ilyonectria robusta, 1029 nucleotides. RefSeq lists its product as uncharacterized. Lineage: Eukaryota; Fungi; Ascomycota; Sordariomycetes; Hypocreales; Nectriaceae. The coding region runs from base 1 to 1029 and encodes 342 amino acids. The transcript is spliced from 2 exons. The record is from RefSeq and is a predicted model, not a curated record.
AUGCACGUCAACGCUCCUCUAUACCAAACCACCGACAUAUCGCAAGAGCCAGUUCAGGCACAGACUGGCGUGGUUCCGCAGCAACGACGUUCGUUACACAGUCGUGUCGCGGAGAAUAUUCUCAUCCUCAUCGAGCCUGGUUCACGCGCGACUGCGACUAGCGCCUCGCGGGAACCACAACACCGGGCUCUCACACACCCUCACAGUCUCGCCGCCACGUUCCGAAGCCUCGACAUACCUGGCCCAGGUCUCGGUAUCCUGACUGAGUCAGUAUUGGUCACAAGGGGACUCUCGCAAUCUCUCUCGCCCAGCGGCGAGCUUUGCGUCCGCGGCAAUCCGGGCACCCGAGGCCCAGUCUCUGGUGACGGAGCAUCCUGGACGCCUCCACGACGGUGGGCCCAGCCACAAUUGCGUCUGAUUCGGCUUGGUCCUGGAAAAGGCCGCAGAUCGACUGUCGCAGUUCGGGGACGCCAUUCACGCACUGUGUGCAGUGGAGGAGGAGUCGCUCCCGCCGUGGGCAUUCCGUGGCCCUGCACCCUCACAUCUCGUUCGCCGCUUAACUGGGGCCUCCACCCAAGCCCUCAGCUCAGACAUCGCCGCUGGCUGUUCGCAGGUCGGCGAGUGGGAGAGGGGGAAAAAGGACAGGGCCUGGCGACCACCCCCCGGUCAACCCUGCCACCCCCCAUUUCGAAUCCAGCGCGCUGGCUUCGUGAUGGUUGGUGGUGGUGGUGCCGCUGCUUGUACACUCUGAACCGCUGUGGCAUCAGAGACAUUCAUCGCAUCCAGAGAAUCAACGAUACUCGCCGAGACGGGGUGCCCGACGCAAGAAACAAAGCAAAAGCUGGGACCGCACACGUACUCGUUACAUCAGUUGUCGCCAGUGGACUGACACUCUCUCAAUCGCCACCUUUCCAGCCCUCAGGAGUGUCCCCUCCGCCACAGUUUCUAGUCGUGGUGAACCUGGUCAGUCAGGGGAGUUGGGAGCUGGGAACUGGGAACUGGGAACUGGGGACUGGGAGUGAGGAUUGA